Molecule: messenger RNA, 931 nt
Organism: Dermacentor silvarum
Lineage: Eukaryota; Metazoa; Arthropoda; Arachnida; Ixodida; Ixodidae
Product: sodium/calcium exchanger 2-like
Exons: 3
Coding region: 455-931 (158 amino acids)
Biological process (GO): metal ion transport; transmembrane transport
Cellular component (GO): membrane
Source: RefSeq, a predicted model, not a curated record
ACACGGACUACGCGCUGAUGGCGCUGCGGCGUACUCCGCUCUUCGGCCGGCGUGCGUGCCUCCUUUGGCGCCUCAUUUUUUUUUCUCUCUCUCUCUUUCUCUCUGUCGGCUCGUUGCGUCCUGCUGCAGUCGCGCUCUGAGGCCUCUUCAGUUGGGCGUUGUGCGGGUUGGUGUGCGGGACGCAGGCUGGAAGGGUGCAUCGCUAAAAGAUGCUUUAACGGUGCCGCAAACUAUAGCUGUCACGUCUGGCACUGUGGUAGCAGACGCCGCUUGUUCCAGACGAAAGUGGUAGCAGACGACGCUUGUUCCAGACGAAAGUGGUAGCAGACGAAAAGUGCACACCAGACGGAUACUAACGCUCAAGCCACUUGGAGGCGGGACUGCCGCUGAAAAACGACCACCACCCCUUGCAGUGCCACCAACGCGGACCUCCCCUCCGGAAGAAUAAGCAGCCAUGGACUCUCGCGCCAACUACACUUGCAGCGACGGGCUGCUGCUUCCAUUACUGGACGAGUCCAGCUGGUCGCGGGGCGGCCGCUCGUUCGUCUACCUGCUGGGCCUGUUGUACUGCUUUCUGGGCGUGGCCAUCAUCGCGGACGUGUUCAUGUGCGCCAUCGAGCGCAUCACGUCCAAGACGAGGCGGCUGACGCUGUCGGCCCAGGUUCCCGGCGGCCAGCCGGACAUCAUAGAGGUCAAGGUGUGGAACGAGACCGUGGCCAACCUGACGCUUAUGGCACUCGGGUCGAGCGCGCCCGAGAUACUGCUCGCCAUCAUCGAGAUCGUCGGAAGCGGGUUCGUAGCUGGCGACCUGGGUCCUGGAACAAUCGUCGGCUCGGCGGCCUUCAACCUGCUCGUUAUCACCGCUGUGUGCGUGGUAUCAAUUCCGGCCAACGAAAUCCGGACAAUACGCAUGAUCAAGGUACGAACAUAA